AUGUCAUCGAUUAGUUCCAUCACUUCAUCGGACCCCAUGUCGCUGCCAGCAAGGAUACAAGUAGAUGUAAAUACAUUACAAGAUGAAGAAAAACUACAACAGGUUGGAGGCGCAACCUUUAACAUGUGGUACCUCAACUGGUCAGGUGGAGGUGGCAUAGAUUCAUCAGCCACUGAUUCAUUCACGCGAUCAAAAUACAGAGUCAACAUAAAACGAGAUCAAGGAUAUACAAGAGCAGGAGAUGCUUCACCAGUAUGUCUUUUUUUCAGCAGAGGGUGUUGUUAUUUGGGAUCUAACUGUAAAUAUCUCCACAACCUACCGAGCAAAUCAAAGUUUUACAGCCAAGCUAAAGAUUGCUUUGGAAGAGAUAAAACCGCUGAGUACAAUGACGAUAUGGAUGGCGUGGGUUCCUUCAAUCACACAAACAAGACCCUUUAUAUAGGAGGAAUUCAAAUCAGGCCGAAUAUUGAAGAGUUGGUUACCAAAAAUUUUGAGGAGUUUGGAGAUAUUGAGAAAGUUAAGGUCAUAUACAACAAAAAUUGUGCAUUUGUCACCAUGAAGACCGAAUUUGAUGCCCAGUUUGCUAAAGAAGCCAUGAAUAGACAAUGCUUGAUUAAUCCGGAAACUAAUAGCAGCAAGAGUAAAGAAGUACUACAUGUACGAUGGGCACAUCAAGAUCGAAAUCCUGAAGCACAAAAACAAAAUAAACGAAAAAUGGAGCAAUUAGCAAUGGAUACAGUAAAGGAAUUGUUGAGUAAUGAAGCGUGUAAACGAGUUAAGAUGGGUGAAGAUCGAAUUAUUGACAAAUCACCGCUUGAAGUUGUCGAGGUGGAACUUGACAAUGAAAACGAUGAAGAUGACGAUGAACUGGAUGACGAAGGAGAGGAAGUGGAUAAUGUGCCUGAAAUCAUACCAAAUGGUAAUGGGAAACUACAUCGUGGUAAAAUGCCAAUCAGAAACAUGGGUUUGAGUCAAAACGGUACCGGUCAUCAUCAUCAUAAUCCACAUAACUAUAGCUAUGAUACCAACGGAAAUGGCCAUGCUCAAAAUGGUAAUAGCCGAAAUCACAGUAUUGCCGGAGAGAUUAGUCAUAGUGGAGGCGCCACUAGUGAUGAAAUAAGACAAGACUUUUUCGAGAGACACGGAUUAGUUAAUCAAUCAACACUUAAAGAUUUGGCAGAAAUACGGAAAAAAAUGAAAACAACCCGGCAUGAACCAAAUUUGGUUAGUGUUUUGGGUAAUUAUUCGAGUGAUGAAGAUGAUGAUUAG
This is a messenger RNA of Lodderomyces orthopsilosis Co 90-125, 1269 nucleotides long. RefSeq lists its product as uncharacterized. Gene Ontology annotation, cellular component: U2-type catalytic step 2 spliceosome; Prp19 complex; U2-type catalytic step 1 spliceosome. The transcript has a single exon. The coding region runs from base 1 to 1269 and encodes 422 amino acids. The record is from RefSeq and is a predicted model, not a curated record. Gene Ontology annotation, molecular function: U6 snRNA binding; metal ion binding; pre-mRNA binding. NCBI's taxonomy places the organism in Eukaryota, Fungi, Ascomycota, Pichiomycetes, Serinales, Debaryomycetaceae.